GUGCUUUCUCUCUCUUUGUCCGAUUCGAGUUUUGAAGAGCGAUGGCGGGAAGAGGGAAGACGUUAGCCUCGGGUGCGGCGAAGAAGGGGACGUCGAGGAGUAGCAAGGCUGGCCUCCAGUUCCCUGUUGGCCGGAUUGCGCGGUUCUUGAAGGCCGGCAAGUACGCCGAGCGAGUCGGCGCCGGUGCCCCCGUCUACCUCGCCGCCGUUCUCGAGUAUCUUGCUGCUGAGGUGUUGGAGCUGGCGGGCAAUGCAGCGCGGGACAACAAGAAGACUCGGAUCGUGCCCCGCCACAUCCAGUUGGCGGUGCGGAACGACGACGAGCUGACGAAGCUGCUGGGCUCCGUCACCAUCGCCAGCGGCGGCGUGAUGCCCAACAUCCACAAUCUGCUACUCCCCAAGAAGACCUCAAAGCACUCCGCCGCCGGCGAUGGCGAGAGCUAAGCCUCGUUGCUGGAAGAUUUCUAAAGAAGGAAAAAGGGGCGGCUGCCGGCCUGGUCCGUCACGGUGACCGAUCAACGACGUGCUCUCUCUAAUUAAGUGUCUUACUCUCAGAAGUUGAUUGCUUAGGAAUCGGGUAGCGGCUUGGAGCGGGAAAUACCGUGUACAUAGCGGCGUGCCGAUGUCUGAUUUCAUUUGCUUUGUACGUCCAAGGUGUUGUGUGCUCCACAAAAAUGGUCGGAUUCCUGAAUGUGUCGGAUUAGUUAGUCAGGCCACAUCGUGAUGUCUGCCUGCUUUGACGCAAUGCUCGAUGAGACCAGGAUGAUUCCGCAGGCGAAUCGCUGAUGCUGUUUAACAGAGGGCAGCUUGGUUUGGAUCGGAAGCGGAGCACCGUUUACCUGGCGGAGGAACAGCUUACGCGUCCAUCGUCUCGUACAGGAGACACAUGCAUGUUAAUGAUCGCUGACGUGCAGUAACAUCGAAGAAUGGGUUUUCUGCACCUUACGAUGAGGGAUUAUGCCUGACUCGAACCUUAAUCAUAUGUUUGUUUUCCCACUCAUACACACACACAAAAAAAAAAAUGAUGCGGAUCACUGCGUGUGUCGAGGUGAAAAAGAUUCAUGCGGCGGCGGCGACUUCGGUCGCCCGAAUGCAAAAGCAGCGGGCGACGAAUGUCAUGCGGAAUAGCUCGACGUGCUUCGUCUGCGUUCAGAAGUCGGCUAACGAUUACAGGCCGAAUAAACAAAAUUACUUGGAAUUUGUUUUUUAUUGUUUAA
This is a messenger RNA of Musa acuminata AAA Group (dessert banana), 1216 nucleotides long. Its product is annotated as histone H2A.6-like. Gene Ontology annotation, biological process: heterochromatin formation. Gene Ontology annotation, cellular component: nucleosome; chromatin. The record is from RefSeq and is a predicted model, not a curated record. NCBI's taxonomy places the organism in Eukaryota, Viridiplantae, Streptophyta, Magnoliopsida, Zingiberales, Musaceae. Gene Ontology annotation, molecular function: structural constituent of chromatin; protein heterodimerization activity; DNA binding. The coding region runs from base 42 to 443 and encodes 133 amino acids. The transcript is spliced from 2 exons.